This is a messenger RNA of Aspergillus nidulans FGSC A4, 1791 nucleotides long. Its product is annotated as protein lccD. The coding region runs from base 1 to 1791 and encodes 596 amino acids. Gene Ontology annotation, biological process: pigment metabolic process. The transcript is spliced from 3 exons. Gene Ontology annotation, molecular function: copper ion binding; hydroquinone:oxygen oxidoreductase activity; oxidoreductase activity. Lineage: Eukaryota; Fungi; Ascomycota; Eurotiomycetes; Eurotiales; Aspergillaceae. The record is from RefSeq and is a predicted model, not a curated record.
AUGAAAGGUUUACAACACGGAUUGAGCCUGCUGGUCAUCCUGUGCCUGGCACACUGGGUGUCGAGCAGGGCUGUUCGCUUUGACCUGAGGCUGACGUGGGAGGAUCGAAAUGUUGCUGGCGUCGUGCGCAAAGUUAUUCUAUCGAAUGGCCAAUUCCCCGGUCCUACGCUUCGCGUUAAGCAGGGAGAUGAGGUUGAAUUUCGGGUGAGAAAUCUAAUGCCGUUCUCUACGUCGGUACAUUUCCAUGGUAUUUCGCAGCUGGGCACUCCGUGGUCGGACGGCACCCCUGGGCUAUCGCAGGAGCCGAUCGAGCCAGGACAUCAGUUCAUAUAUAGAUGGACAGCGGAUGAAUAUGGAUCAUAUAUAUAUCAUUCACAUAGCCGUGGUCAGCUCAUAGAUGGUCUUUAUGGAGCCAUCUAUGUCGAGCCAAGAGGGUCAGUAGAGAAGCCAUUCAGGCUGAUUACCCAAGAUGCUACAGACCUCGCCGCAAUGAUUAGUGCAGAGUCCAAGACAGAACCAGUCAUGCUUUCUGACUGGCGAUUCUUGACUUCAGAAGAUAUUUGGCAAGUAGAAAUAGCUUCGGGCGUUGAGAGCGUCUGCUCCAAUGCUAUACUGAUCAACGGGAAAGGUUCUGCGUGGUGUUUACCCCAGCAGAGAAUUAAUGAUCUUACGUCUGUUGGACAACGACAGCUCCUUGGGAAUGAGACAAUGACCGAUAUUGGAUGUUUCCCUCCAAUUGAUUCCUUUUUCGGCAAUUAUCCUCGUGACCCCAGUAUAUUACCCAAAGGGUUCAACAGCGGAUGUAUCCCGGGUUAUGGUCCAGAAGAGAUUGUUAUGGUCGAUGCCAGCACUCGCUACAUCAGCCGGGACCUGAUCAGUAUGGCUGGCUCGGCCUCUCUGAUCUUCUCGAUAGACGAGCACCCGAUGUAUAUCUACGCAAUUGACGGACGCUACAUUGAACCGGUCCUUGUUGAAGCCGUCCGGAUAGUGCCGGGUUCUCGGUAUUCAGUCCUUAUUGAGCUCAAACAGAAUAGGACAGCUAAAGACUACACGAUCCGCGUUGCCCAGAACGGACUCAAUCAGAUCAUCAAUGGCUCGGCAACAAUGUUGUAUACCUCGCACCGGCCUCAGCAGAACGCUUCAAUACCAUAUAUUACGGAAACUGGCGACGCAACCACACCGCAAACAGUAUAUUUGAAUGAAUCUCUCAUUGUCCCAUUUCCUGUCCAACUCCCCGCGCCAACCGUGGACCAGACAAUCAUCCUAAAUAUUAAUCACUAUCACGCCGCUUACCGCUGGCAAUUAGGAAACGGGAGCUUUCCUAUGGAAUUAGAAGAGGUCCGUCCUGCCCUGUUCAACGCAAGCGCAAUCCCAUACCCAUACAGCGUGUCUACCCUAAACGACACCUGGGUUGACAUUGUUUUCAACGUAUCCGGGGCGAACCAACCCCCUCAUCCAAUGCACAAGCACUCGAACAAGUAUUUUGUGAUCGGGGAGGGUAGCACGCCGUUCAUAUGGUCGUCCGUGGCAGAAGCAAUGGAGGAGAUGCCGGAAAACUUCAACUUGGUAAAUCCUCAACUGCGCGAUACGUACCCUACACCGUUUGUUCCUGAAGCAACUGGAGUCUGGCUGGCUAUACGAUACAAGGUUGUUAACCCAGGCCCGUUCCUGCUUCACUGUCACCUGCAGAUGCAUCAGAGCGGUGGCAUGACAUUGGCUAUUUUGGAUGGGAUUGGAGAUUGGCCGCUUGUGCCGGCAGAGUAUCAGUUAUCAGCGGCAGCGGCACUCUAG